Molecule: messenger RNA, 3057 nt
Organism: Naegleria lovaniensis
Lineage: Eukaryota; Heterolobosea; Eutetramitea; Acrasida; Naegleriidae
Exons: 1
Coding region: 1-3057 (1018 amino acids)
Molecular function (GO): GTP binding; translation initiation factor activity; GTPase activity
Source: RefSeq, a predicted model, not a curated record
AUGGGUAAAGAUAAAAAGAAGAAGGGACUCGCAGACGAUGACUACAUGUCUAUGCUUGCUGGCGAUGAAGCACCAGCAACGGAAGACACAACAACAGCCGAAACAACAUCUACUCCUUCUCAAUCAAACACAGAAUCAUCAAAAAAUAACAAAAACAAAAAGGACAAAAAGAAAAAGAAUGAUGAUUACGAGUCAAUGAUAGCUGGUAAUGACACUGAUCAACAACAAGACGAAAAUGCUUCUGAACAACAACAACCAAAAAAAGCUGAGCCAAAAAAGCAAGAAAAUAAGAAAGAUAAAAAGAAGAAAGGAGGUGAUGAUUAUUUGUCCAUGAUUGCUGCUGAAGAAGUAGAAAUUGAGGAAGAAAAACCAGCGGAACCAAAAGAAGAAUCCAAAAAGGAUGACAAGAAGAAUAAAAAAGAAGACAAAAAAGAGGACAAAAAGAAGGACGAAAAGAGCAAGAAGGAAGACAAAAAGAAGGAUGAAAAGAACAAGGAAAAGAAAGAGGAGAAAAAAGAUGAAAAGAAACCAACAGCAAAGCCAGGAUCAGCAGCUGCAAGUAAAAAAGCUCCUCCAAAGGCUGUGGCCGCUUUAAAGGAAAAGCUUGAAAAGGAAAGGCUUGAAAGAGAGAGAAUUGAGCGAGAAGAGGAGGAGAAGCGAAAAGAACUUGAAAUGCUCCAAAAAUUAGAAGAACAAGAGAAGAGAAGACAAGAGGAGGAGAAGAGAAAAGAAAAACUCAAAAAAAAGCAAGAAAUUGAAGAACUAAAGAAGAAAGGACUUUACAAAUCAAAGAAACAGCUUGAAGAAGAAAAAAGAGCAGAGAAUAUGAAAGCAUUGAUGCUUCAAAUGGGUCAUGUCGCUGCCUUGUCUGACAAGAAGAAGGAUGAUAAGAAGGAUGACAAGACCAAGAAGGAGGCUAAAAAGAAGGACGAAACACAAGCAGAAAAAGCUCCAAAAGAAGAAAAAAAGAAAGAAGAAAAGAAGAAGAGAGAAGAAAAGAAGGAAGAACAAGUCAAACAAGUUGCAGUUGACGACGACAGUUGGGAAGAUUUUGAUCUUGAUGGAGGCAGUAGUAGCUCAGAUGUUAACAAGCCAACUACUGAGAGCCAAACUGCUGAACCUUCGAACAUUGAUGAACCCAAAUCCGAAGACCGUGCUGAGGAGGAAGAAAACACUAUUACUCAUGCUGCUGAGCAAACUAGUGAUCAAUCCAAUGAACAAGGAUUAUCGUCAAGCCAGACUGAAGAUGAGAAACAAAAAGGAUCUACAGGUGAUCUCCGUAACCCUAUUUGCUGUGUUCUUGGUCACGUUGACGUUGGUAAAACGAAAAUUUUGGAUAAGAUCAGAAGUACUAAUGUUCAAAGCGGAGAAGCUGGAGGUAUUACUCAACAAAUCGGUGCUACUUAUGUUCCAAUCGAUGCUAUUAAGAAGCAAACUUUCAAGCUCAACGAGUCUGUUAAACAGCAAUUGCAGUAUAAUCUGCCAGGUUUGCUUAUCAUUGAUACUCCUGGACACGAAUCCUUCAACAAUUUGAGAACUAGAGGUUCAUCACUUUGUGAUAUUGCUAUUCUUGUUAUUGACAUCAUGCACGGCUUGGAAAGACAAACUAUUGAGUCUUUACAAUUGAUUAGAAAUAGAAAGACUCCAUUUAUUGUCGCAUUGAACAAGGUUGAUGCUUUGUAUGAAUGGAAGGCAACUCCAAAUGCUCCAAUUAGAGAAUCUUUGAAGAACCAAAAGAAGAACGUCAUUCAACAAUUUGAACAAAAACUAAAAGAUGUUCAAAACCAACUCAUGCAGCAUGGUAUUAACUCUGAGCUUUACUUCAAGAACAAGGACUUUAAGAAUUGUCUCUCUUUAGUUCCAACAUCUGCACACACUGGUGAAGGUAUUCCUGAUCUAUUGGCUCUCAUGUGUCAAUUAACUCAAAAGCACAUGGUAAAGAAGUUAACCUAUAAGACUGAGAUUCAAUGUACAAUUUUGGAAGUGAAGGUCAUUGAAGGUCACGGUACAACAAUUGACGUCAUUCUUUCCAACGGUAUCCUGCGAGAGGGAGACACCAUUGUGGUUUGCGGUCUAAACGGUCCUAUUGUCACUCAAAUUCGUGCCUUAUUGACACCGAAGCCCUUACGUGAAAUUAGAGUGAAAGGUGAAUAUAUUCACUGUAAGGAGGUGAAAGCAUCCAUGGGUAUUAAGAUUUCUGCUCAAGAUUUAGAUGGUGCUGUUCCUGGAAGUAACGUACUUGUGUAUAAACCAGGUGACAACUUGGACGAAAUGAAAAAGGAAGUAAUGGCUGAUUUGAACGAAGUUUUGAAUAGAAUCUCUACUACUGGAAAAGGUGUUUUCGUACAAGCAAGUACAUUGGGUUCACUGGAGGCUCUUCUUGAAUUUUUGAAGUCAGAAAGUAUUCCUGUUUGUGGUAUUAACAUUGGACCUGUUCACAAGAAGGACAUUAUUAGAACAUCAGUAAUGUUAGAGACUGCUCCCGAAUAUGCUGUAUUACUGGCUUUUGAUGUUAAAAUUACCCAAGAUGCAAAGGAAGAGGCUGAGAAAUUAGGUAUCACAAUCUUCUCAGCAGAUAUUAUUUACCACUUGUUCGACAGAUUCAAGGAACAUAAGGCCAAGAAACUCGAAGAAAAGAAGCUAGCGGCUCAAAAUGAUGUUGUUUGGCCUUGCGUUUUGAGAAUCCUUCCAGAUUGCAUUUUCCACAAGAAAGAUCCAAUCACUGUUGGUGUUGAAGUGAUAGACGGUACUUUGAAGAUUGGAACUCCAAUUGUUGUACCAACGAAGGAUCAACUUGUGAUUGGUAAAAUUGCAAGUAUUGAGCAUAACAAACAACCUGUUAAGGAGGCAGAAAAAUCAAAGCAAGUUGCUGUUUCAAUUGAUUCAGGUGGCAAAAAUAUCGCAUACGAAAAGCAUUUUGACCACAACGACCUUCUUUACUCCAAGAUUUCCAGAAGAUCUAUUGAUCUUCUCAAGGAACUCUAUCCUGAAAUCAAGGAUAACAAGAACUUGCUUGUUUUAAUCAAGAAACUCAAAGACAUCCUCAAUAUUCCAUAA